CAUCUACAGUGAAUCCCUGGACCACAGAGGGUUUGGGCAGAUCUCAGGAUGACGGUUACCGGAGUGGCAUCCCUCAGAAGGACAUCGUCAUCGCCAGCAGUGGACACACACCACAGAUGUUUGCAGUGAAGAGGAGCAGACUGGAGAGGACGUAGUAACAGGUGCUGCGUGCCGGAGUGGAAUUGGAGGUGUGGAAGAGAGCUGAAGAUCAUGGGUAAAUCGAACAGCAAGCUCAAGCCAGAGGUGGUGGAGGAGCUGACGAGGAAGACCUACUUUACAGAAAAAGAAGUGCAGCAGUGGUACAAAGGGUUCAUUAAAGAUUGUCCGAGUGGGCAGCUGGAUGCGGUGGGCUUUCAGAAGAUAUACAAGCAGUUCUUCCCCUUUGGGGACCCCACAAAGUUUGCCUCCUUUGUCUUCAACGUUUUCGAUGAAAAUAAGGACGGACGCAUCGAGUUCUCGGAGUUCAUCCAGGCCCUGUCAGUGACUUCCCGAGGGACUCUGGACGAGAAGCUGAGAUGGGCUUUUAAAUUAUACGACCUCGACAACGACGGCUACAUAACCCGAGACGAGAUGUUGAACAUCGUGGACGCCAUAUAUCAGAUGGUGGGGAACACUGUGGAGCUGCCCGAGGAAGAAAACACACCAGAGAAACGGGUGGAUCGUAUUUUUGCGAUGAUGGACAAGAAUGCAGAUGGGAAGCUGACUCUGCAGGAGUUCCAGGAAGGCUCAAAGGCAGACCCCUCCAUUGUUCAGGCGCUGUCUCUCUAUGAUGGACUCGUGUAGGAAUGCAAGAUGGAUCCGAUUCAGCCUCCUCCAGCCCGCCUCACGCCAACAACAGCACCAUCACACCUGUAACGAGAGGAAGCCUCAUUUAGCACCAUCACCCAGAAGCGGACUACCAACUUUUGUUGCACGGCCACAUGGCAUCUGUAUCCAGUAGCUGUCUGUCUACACUUUCAAUAAGGAUCGUGUCAAAUAUAUCCUCAGAAGUAAACGGACGAAUCCAGCGCGUCUGCAGCAUUUCCAGCGCUUCCUGCAGCUACGCGGCGCCGCGUCGACCCCCCUUCCCCGAGUGUUGUGGACCGUGCAUGGACAUAUCUCCAAGCCUCAUACCGUGGUUUCCCCGUGGAUAGUCCCGACGAACUGAAUCCGCCUUGUUCACAUGCUGUAAAGUGCUGGAGGCGCAUGAACUGCUCCCAGAGAACUGUCUCGCUGCUUCACCGCCACAUGGAGAGACUCUAAAGCUGGGAGAAUCUGGAAAACAAAAAAACAAAACAAAUGUGUUACUUGGUGAUAACUUGAGCAGUAACUUCAAACAAACAGCAUAGUGUAUAUGAUGACAUGUAAAUAUAAUGGUAAUUUAUUUUCUGCUUUGCUGCAUUUAUGGGAAUUUCCUCAUAAAUCUGGAAUGAAGUUUAAUUUUUUAUCAAAGCUGUUGAAAUGUGCACUGUAUUUUUCAUUAUUAUUGUUGGAUGGUUACUUUUCUCUGGCAUCCUGUGGGGGGUUCCUCACCUUAGGAGAGUAGAAUUUUUAUUUAAACUGGAAUGUUGGAGUAGCACACCAGAGUUUUCUAAGGAUUAUUUUACUAUGUUUGCAGUCUGUGCAUCCCUUUGUGUUUCCAUUUCCCCGUCAGCACGAGUGUCUAGUGUCCGCACUGCUGCAAAGCCACAUCCUGAACGACGCCACCGAGCAACGCGGCCACUUCUCACAGCUCACGUCUGAAUUGAGGCGCAGUGUUCCCUUUGAGAGCCCGCUUCUCCACCCUCAGAAACACAAAGCCCCGGUCAUUGCCAGGCACAAACAGACAUCAAUUCUGGUUGUAAAGCUUUUGUGAGCUCUGUGGUUGCAGUUGUCCACUCGGUAUUUGUCCUGCGUGAGACCAGAGCAUGAUGGUGCCUUUUCCAUCCUGAAGGCAAUAAGAUGUUUUAUCAGCUUCAUUAUGCAAAUUAUUAGUUACUGAAUUAUAAAUGUCAUUUACCUGUUGAUUGACUGUAUAAGAGCACAGAAUAAAAAUGCAUUUAUGUG
Messenger RNA from Salarias fasciatus (jewelled blenny), 2025 nucleotides. Its product is annotated as neuronal calcium sensor 1. Gene Ontology annotation, molecular function: calcium sensitive guanylate cyclase activator activity; calcium ion binding. The coding region runs from base 211 to 783 and encodes 190 amino acids. The transcript has 9 exons. Lineage: Eukaryota; Metazoa; Chordata; Actinopteri; Blenniiformes; Blenniidae. The record is from RefSeq and is a predicted model, not a curated record.